Plasmodium gonderi is the source of this 285-nucleotide messenger RNA. RefSeq names its product conserved Plasmodium protein, unknown function. The transcript is spliced from 4 exons. The coding region runs from base 1 to 285 and encodes 94 amino acids. The record is from RefSeq and is a predicted model, not a curated record. Lineage: Eukaryota; Apicomplexa; Aconoidasida; Haemosporida; Plasmodiidae.
AUGAUCUUAAGAAAUUGUUCCAUUCGUUACCUAUCAAGUGAAUUCAAAUCUCUCCCCAAAUCGCCUGCCGGUACAGGUGUAGUAUUUCACGGAAAAUUACAACAAGUCAAAUAUGCCAUCAAAUUUUCAAGUUAUCUUUUUAUCAUUUUUUCUGGGUUUAUGGGAGCAAUAUCAGGAAAUUUCUUUUUUAAAAAAUAUAUUUUGAGAAAAAAUCCACCAAAUCCUCUGAGAGACCCAAAUGAUCAACCACCAGAAAGACAUCCACAUGCACCUGAAGAAGACUAA